CACAGCAGCGAGACGAUUACAAUGGGAGAGAAAAUCACCGAGAGCGACUGAUAGAGACGACCAAAGUGUGGUAAAUGGACAUUCUUGAAGCCACUGUUUCUCCACUCGAUGUUUCACCUCCACCUCCUUCAUAUACUGAAGCUACUCAGAGUCCACAGCCCCAAACUCCACCUCCUACUUAUGGAGAAGCAGUGGGUGUUCGUCCUCUGCAGUUGGACAGUGCUGUGUCUCCUUAUCCAAUCCUCAGCGUUCCCACAGAAAUCACAGCCGUACAUCACACACAGACAGUGUUUGUUCAGCCUUCACCCCAUCAGCUGAUUCCACACCAGCAGUUAGCUGGAACACUGGGUGAUGCUCCUACUGUGAUAAUCUGCCCUCAUUGUCAUCACCAAAUUACCACCAGUGUGUGUUAUAAACCUGGGAAUGCAGCAUGGGGCAUGUGCUGCCUGCUGACACUUUUGGGACUCAUCUGUGGAUUCUGUUUAAUUCCCUGCUUCAUGAAAGAAUUCCAGGAUGUUCAUCAUUCAUGUCCUGCCUGUAGAAGAUCUGUGGGGAAACAUGUUCGCUAAUACACACACACACACACACACACACACACACACACACACACACACACACACACACACACACACACACACACACACACACACACACACACA
Tachysurus fulvidraco (yellow catfish) is the source of this 659-nucleotide messenger RNA. Its product is annotated as lipopolysaccharide-induced tumor necrosis factor-alpha factor homolog. The coding region runs from base 75 to 569 and encodes 164 amino acids. The transcript is spliced from 5 exons. Gene Ontology annotation, molecular function: zinc ion binding. Lineage: Eukaryota; Metazoa; Chordata; Actinopteri; Siluriformes; Bagridae. The record is from RefSeq and is a predicted model, not a curated record.